Anopheles nili is the source of this 1120-nucleotide messenger RNA. RefSeq lists its product as uncharacterized. NCBI's taxonomy places the organism in Eukaryota, Metazoa, Arthropoda, Insecta, Diptera, Culicidae. The record is from RefSeq and is a predicted model, not a curated record. The transcript is spliced from 4 exons. The coding region runs from base 127 to 1029 and encodes 300 amino acids.
AUUAGCUGGCCGCACGUCGCCUGAAACGGUUAGUAACGCACGAAACGCUCCCGGAACCGGUUGUGCAAGUGAUAUCAGAGUGCCAUAACAGCUGUUUACAUUUUUUGUUUAACCCUCAUCGACAACAUGAACUCAGGUUUUACGUGGAUUCCAUGUACCAGCCACCAAGGCAUCCCGCCGAUGGCGGUGCACGCCGGUAACGACCAGGACGGCUCUCCGAUUUACGUCGGUCGCGCGUAUCACGAUGGUGAUAAUUUGCCGGCGAAGGUCCUUCCCACCAAACAGGCCGCGUACGUUUCGCACAACGGCUUGGAGAUCUUCAAGUCCAAUUUCGAGGUCCUCACGGGCACAGGAUUCACCUGGGUCGGCAGCAGCAAUGGACACGUCCCAGCGGGAGCUGUACCGGCUGGCAACACGGUCUCGGGUUCCCCACUGUACGUUGGACGAGCUCAUCACCUGAGCAGUUUGACGCCGGGUAAAGUUCAUCGCGAACACGGAUGUCUCUAUAUUCCGUUCGCUGGAGCAGAACAGAGCUACCUGCAGUACGAGGUGCUCGUAGGUCCGCAGCGCUCCAACUGGCAACACUGCACGGCACAUGCUCCGAUGCCGGCGGGAGCCAUCCUAGCUGGGCAUGAUUCCGACAGCUCGCCUAUCUACGUUGGUCGGGCGUUCCACGAGGGCGAACAGUUGCCAGCUAAGGUCCUGCCCAGCCAGCAGGUUGCCUACAUCUGCUUCAACGGCCAGGAGAUUCCGAAACACUCGUACGAGGUGUUGUGCGGUGGCAACGUGUCCUGGAUGCCGUCUGGGUUCGGAAGUGUACCACCAAAUGCGGUGCUUGGUGGGCGCACGUCGUCCGGUGAGGUGCUUUACAUCGGUCGGACACACCAUAUGGGUAGCUUGACACCGGGAAAGAUUCACCCGAGCCACCAGUCGCUGUACAUCUCGUACGGUGGUAGCGAGAUUCCGUUCAAAAACUACGAGGUGCUGGUUGAGCACGGAGCGACUGGCCCUGGAAUGGCGCCGUACUGAAGAAUCGAAUAAAUUUGUAGGGAAUCGAGCUAGAAAACGUGACAAGUAAAUGAUGAAUAGAAAUACACAGACACGUGUCUUUGGAGCUGGA